Molecule: messenger RNA, 2329 nt
Organism: Perognathus longimembris pacificus (Pacific pocket mouse)
Lineage: Eukaryota; Metazoa; Chordata; Mammalia; Rodentia; Heteromyidae
Gene: Eno4
Product: enolase 4
Exons: 15
Coding region: 26-1891 (621 amino acids)
Biological process (GO): glycolytic process
Cellular component (GO): phosphopyruvate hydratase complex
Molecular function (GO): phosphopyruvate hydratase activity; magnesium ion binding
Source: RefSeq, a predicted model, not a curated record
CUACGGUAGACCGAGAUCUCCUACCAUGGGGGAAGAAGGCGGCGGCCGCAGCUGUGGGAUCACUAAGGAGCUGCAGAAGCUGAAGCAGCAGGCGAUGGAGUACUACCGGGAGAACGACGUUCCGCGCAGGCUGGAAGAGCUGCUCAACUCCACCUUCUACCUCCAGCCUGCCGACGUCUACGGGCACCUGGCAAACUACUUUUCCAAACUUGCAAAGCCUCCCACUAUAUGCAGAGUAGUGGGCAAAAGCAUACUGGACGGACUGGGGCUUCCCACACUGCAAGUGGAAAUAUUCUGCAUCAUUCAAAAUUUUUCUAAGCAUAUCUGUUCCGUGGAGAUCUCCACUGACUUUGAAGUCCUGGAGAAUGCUCUGCCAGAGCUGGUGGACGCAGAAGAGGCAGAGAGGAACAUGGCGGUGAACAUGGCGGUGCAGUGGAUCAACGAGGCCAUCACGGAGGAGCUGCAGGGCCUGAUACCCACCAAGCAGGCCGAGGUGGACCAAGUGCUCAGGACAUUCUUUGCAAAUAAAGUGCAAGAAGAUAAGGAGCGGAAAGAGCUGGAGAAAACCAUGGAAGAGUCUACAGCGCCUGCCCCUCCACCUGUCAUACCGCCCCCGCUCCCUCAACCUCCUUCCAAAAAGAAAGGCCCCAAGUCAGGACGAAAGGAAACUCUAGUAGAGAAACCCAUCCCGCCUGCAGAACCCCCUGAAGCUGUACUCUGUGGCAGUAUGGCCAUCGGGGCUGUGUCACUAGCUAUUGCCAAAACCAGUGCCACACUGGACAAUAUUCCUCUGUAUUUAAACAUGGCAUUGCUGAAGCACAAUCAGGAACAGCCAGCAGCACUGACUAUGCCUUUGUUGAUGGGAUCUCUGGUCAGCUGUGGAAAGUCAUCACCUGGGAAGUUGAAUUUAAUGAAAGAAGUGAUUUGCAUACCCCACCCUGGAUUAUCAACCAAACAAGGCGUGGAGAUGCUUUUGGAAAUUCAGAAACAAAUUAGCAAAGCAAUGGAAACGUUGCCACCACCAAAAGCAGAGACAAAGAAAGGGCAUGAUUCAAGCAAAAGAGGUCAACCACUGAUCACUGGCAAGAUGUCCCACCUUGGCUGUUUAACCAUUAACUACGACACAAUAGAACAACCACUGCUUCUCAUCCAGGGAGCCUGUGCAAACCUGGGGCUAGAACUGGGCACGAAUCUGCAUCUGGCCAUCAAUUGUGCUGGCCAGGAGCUCAUGGACUAUAGUAAGGGAAAGUAUGAAGUGAUGGGAGGCACCUACAAAAACACCACCGAGAUGGUUGACCUGUACGUGGACCUGAUCAACAAGUACCCCUCCAUUAUUGCCUUAAUUGAUCCUUUCAGGAAGGAGGAUGUUGAACUGUGGGAGAGUAUCUACACUGCACUUGGUUCCAAGUGCUAUAUAAUUGCAGGAGCUGCAUCCAAGAGCAUCCCAAAACUUCUAGAGAACCAAAUCACCAGCAUCCCCAAAUGCCAUGGACUGAUCCUGAGACAUACCAAUCAAACAACCAUGUCUGACAUGGUGGAAAUAACCAAUCUUAUUGACAGUAAGAAGCAAAUCGUCAUUCUUGGUACUACAGAAGGAGAAUCGUCUGAUGACAGCCUUGUCGAUUUGGCUGUUGGGCUCGGUGUCCGGUUUAUCAAGUUGGGGGGUCCUUCUCGAGGAGAACGAGUGACUAAGUACAAUCGUCUUCUGAAUAUAGAGGAAGAACUUGUCCAGAAUGGGACCUGGGGUGCCAGUGAAGAACACACUUUUUUCCCCUUUACCGAGGAUGCUGCAAAGUCACUGGAGCCUCCUACCACUGCACCAAGUGAGCUGCUGGCUCCCCUGGAACCCAUAUUCCCCACGGAGGUUGUAGAGGACUCAACCAAAACAUGAGCAUCUUUGGGAUGGGGCCGGACCUCCAGGUCUGAAAUGUGUCUCCAUGUUGGCUUUGUUGUUAAAAAUUUCACGAAUUCAUGUGAUUCAUGUCAUCCAUUUAAUCUCACUGUUUGGUGUAUAUGUAUAAUUUUUGCCCCCAAUGUUACCUAUGAACUUUAUCAGGGAGACAAUAAUUCCACUCUCAUUUUUUCAGGAUCACCAUCUAGCUUUCCUUGACUUAUUUUUGUUUCCAAAUUCCGCCCUUUAACAUGUCAUCCAUCACAAAGUAGAACACCUCUAAAAAAAAAAAUCUGAAUCCUUCAAGAAGCUCUCCGUGACGAGUGGGUGUCUCCUUCUGUGUUCAUUUUCUACCUCUGUGCUGACACACGGCCAGCCUCGGGUAGAACAAGGAAAGGGGUGCAUACACUUUGGGGAACAGCUGGACAGCAUCAGCUU